UAGAGGCGGUUAUUUUCAAAGAUACACCUGGCCACACCAAUUGGUGGAUUUUUGACAGGCCGAAAAAGUGUUUUUUUCCCAAACUUUAUUUUGCUUUCCUCUGCGACCUGCCGCGGCCGGAACUGGACAUUAUAAAUUGGGCGGCCAGUCGCCACCGACCGCCAAACCGACUGCCCACCCCCCCCGAACCCUUGAAACGUCGCCAAGCGAGUGACGCACGUCGGUGUGUUCGCCUUGUUAUUGUUGUUGUAGCAUUUGCUACGUUUGCUAGCUAGAUCUUGCCGGGGAAACGGACGGACAUCCAAUACCACCACGCAAAAGCCCCUGCCAAAUAUCUGGGGAAUCUAGGGCCGCUGGGAACACCUGGGAACUCCCGGGUGCUCGGGUGCGUCCGCAUGUGGCGUUGGCGGCACUCCAGCUCCAGAUAGAAGCCAGCGCCGAGGGGAAGUGCUUUGACAGCAGCAGUUAGCAAACAAAAAACAAACGACGCUCGUGACCUCAUCGCUUGCACACCAACAAAAACAACAACGAAAAGCACAGGCGGACGCUAGACGCGUGCCUCCUCAGACCCAUUCCAAUUAACAUUUUCCAAUUCAACUCGGAUCGGGCCUUAACUCCUGGCAGGGCUUUCGAAGAACACCCAUCGACCAGUACACAGUAGUAGUUGCGGAUAAGGCUGCCAACCAACAGGGAAACUUGCUCCUAGCUGGCCAGAGCUAGACUUCCGCAGACAACCAGUUGGAUUCCUGCCGUUUCGGAGUAGCUGAAAGCGCAAGGAUAUCUUCUGGACUUUGCAGGAAAGCGAAAACUAGAGCGUUGGCAUCCGUGCACUCCGGAAAGGAUCACUUUUGCAUGCCCACUGGGACUGGAAGGUCUUAGCCAUGGAUGUGGAAAGGCGGCGUCGGGCGAAUACGCUGGAGCGCGAGAUGCGCGAUCCGACCAGCAUCUGCAACGUGGACUGCUUGCUGGACACGGUCUCGGCUUUGGUCCACGACUGCGACCACGACUCCCUGCGGCGUCUCAAGAACAUCGAGCAGUAUGCCAACAAAUAUAAACCCCUCGCCCAGCGAAUCAACCAGCUGCGCAUGAAUGUGGAGGACUUCGACUUCAUCAAGCUGAUCGGCGCCGGAGCCUUCGGAGAGGUGCAGCUGGUGCGGCACAAGUCCUCCAGCCAGGUGUACGCCAUGAAGCGGCUCUCCAAGUUCGAGAUGAUGAAGCGCCCGGACUCGGCCUUCUUCUGGGAGGAGCGCCACAUCAUGGCACACGCCAACUCGGAGUGGAUCGUCCAGCUGCACUUUGCCUUCCAGGACCACAAAUACCUGUACAUGGUGAUGGACUUCAUGCCUGGCGGCGACAUAGUGUCCCUGAUGGGCGACUACGAGAUACCAGAGAAGUGGGCCAUUUUCUACACGAUGGAAGUGGUCCUGGCCCUGGACACCAUCCACAACAUGGGCUUCGUGCACCGUGACGUCAAGCCGGACAACAUGCUCCUGGACAGGUACGGCCACCUGAAACUGGCCGACUUCGGCACCUGCAUGCGCAUGAGUGCCAACGGGCAGGUGGUGUCCAGCAACGCCGUGGGCACGCCCGACUACAUCAGCCCCGAGGUCCUGCAGUCCCAGGGCGUGGACAACGAGUACGGACGCGAGUGCGACUGGUGGUCGGUGGGCAUCUUCCUGUACGAGAUGCUUUUCGGCGAGACCCCGUUCUACGCGGAUUCCCUGGUGGGCACAUACGGGAAGAUCAUGGACCACAAGAACUCGCUUAGCUUCCCACCCGAGGUGGAGAUAAGCGAGCAGGCCAAGUCUCUGAUCCGCGCCUUCCUGACGGACAGGACGCAGCGGUUAGGGCGCUACGGCAUCGAGGACAUCAAGGCGCACCCCUUCUUCCGCAACGACACCUGGUCCUUCGACAACAUCCGCGAAAGUGUGCCGCCCGUGGUGCCGGAACUGUCGUCCGAUGAUGACACCCGGAACUUUGAGGACAUUGAGCGGGACGAGAAGCCGGAGGAGGUCUUUCCGGUGCCGAAGGGCUUCGACGGCAACCAUCUGCCCUUCAUCGGGUUCACCUACACCGGAGACUACCAGCUGCUCUCCAGCGACACGGUGGAUGCGGAAUCAAAGGAAUCGAACACUGCGAACAGCGGGACGGCGGGGAGCAACAACCACGGCCAUAGCCACAACCACCGCCACCGCCCGUCGAACUCCAACGAGCUGAAGCGCCUGGAGGCUCUGCUGGAGCGGGAGCGGGGCCGGGCGGAAGCCCUGGAGCAGCAGGACGCCGGACUGAGGCAGCAGAUCGAACUGAGCACCAAGCGGGAGGCGGAACUGCAGAGGAUUGCCGCCGAGUACGAGAAGGACUUGGCCCUGCGCCAGCACAACUACAAGGUGGCAAUGCAGAAGGUCGAGCAGGAGAUCGAGCUGCGCAAGAAGACCGAGGCGCUGCUGGUGGAGACGCAACGCAACCUGGAGAAUGAGCAGAAGACGAGGGCGCGCGACCUGAACAUCAACGAGAAGGUCGUCUCCCUGGAAAAGCAGCUGGCGGAAAUGGAGCAGAGCUAUAAGGGCGAGACGGAGAACACGCAAAAGCUGAAGAAGCAGAACGCCGAGCUGGGAUUCACGCUCAAGUCGCAGGAGGAGAAGGUGCGCGACAUGGUCGAGAUGAUCGACACGCUCCAGAAGCACAAGGAGGAGCUGGGCCAGGAGAACGCCGAGCUGCAGGCUCAGGUGGUCCAGGAGAAGAACCUGCGGUCGCAGCUGAAGGAACUGCACAAGGAGGCCGAAAACAAGAUGCAGACGCUGUCCAACGACAUCGAGCGGACGCUGAGCCGGGAACAGAAGGCCCAGGAGGACAACCGGGCGUUGCUGGAGAAGAUCAGCGACUUGGAGAAGGCCCAAGCCAGCCUGGACUUCGAGCUGAAGGCAGCCCAGGGACGCUACCAGCAGGAGGUGAAGGCCCACCAAGAGACAGAGAAGUCGCGCCUCGUUUCCCGCGAGGAAGCCAACCUCCAGGUGGUCAAGGCCGUCCAGUCUAAGCUCAACGAGGAGAAGUCGGCCCGCAUCAAGGCCGACCAGCACUCGCAGGAGAAGGAACGGCAGCUGAGCAUGCUGUCGGUGGACUACCGCCAGAUCCAGCUGCGUCUCCAGAAGCUCGAGGGCGAGUGCCGCCAGGAGUCGGAGAAGGUGGCCGCCCUCCAGUCCCAGCUGGACCAGGAGCACAGCAAACGAAACGCCCUGCUCUCGGAGCUCAGUCUGCACAGCUCGGAGGUGGCUCAUUUGCGUUCCCGCGAGAACCAGCUGCAAAAGGAGCUGGCGGCCCAGCGGGAGGCCAAGCGGCGGUUCGAGGAGGAUCUCGGCCAGCUGAAGAGCACCCACCACGAGGCGCUGGCCAACAACCGGGAGCUGCAGGCCCAAUUGGAGGCAGAGCAGUGCUUCUCGCGCCUCUACAAGACCCAGGCGAACGAGAACCGCGAGGAGAGCGCCGAGCGGCUGUCCAAGAUCGAGGAUCUCGAGGAGGAGCGCGUCUCGCUCAAGCACCAAGUCCAAGUGGCAGUGGCUCGCGCCGAUUCCGAAGCCCUGGCCCGGUCGAUUGCCGAGGAGACGGUGGCCGACCUGGAGAAGGAGAAGACGAUCAAGGAGCUGGAGCUGAAGGACUUUGUGAUGAAGCACCGCAACGAGAUCAACUCCAAGGAGGCCUCCCUGGUCACGCUCAAGGAGGCAGAGGCGGAGCUGCACAAGAAGCUCAGCCAGAAGAGCGCCGAGUGCGAGGACCUGGUCCAGCAGCACAAGAAGCAGCAGGAGGAGCUGUCGCAGCUGUGCGGCAGCAAGGACGAGGAGAUCGCCAAGCUGAUGGAGAAGUGCAAGAACGAGGUGCUGCUCAAGCAGGUGGCAGUCAACAAGCUGGCCGAGGUGAUGAAUCGCCGGGACUCCGACCAGCCCAAGCAAAAGAACAAGGCCCGUUCCACCGCCGAGCUGCGCAAGAAGGAGAAGGAGAUGCGCCGGCUACAGCAGGAGCUAUCGCAGGAGCGCGACAAGUUCAACCAGCUGCUGCUGAAGCACCAGGACCUGCAGCAGGUGUACGCCGAGGAGCAGCAGCUCAAGCAGAAGAUGAUCAUGGAGAUCGACUGCAAGGCCACGGAAAUCGAGAACCUGCAGAGCAAGCUCAACGAGACGGCGUCGCUCUCCUCCGCCGACAACGAUCCCGAGGAUAGCCAGCACUCCUCUCUGCUCUCCCUCACACAGGACUCGGUCUUCGAGGGAUGGCUGAGCGUUCCCAACAAGCAGAACAGGAGGCGCGGCCACGGCUGGAAGCGCCAGUACGUCAUCGUCUCCUCGCGGAAGAUAAUAUUCUACAACUCGGACAUCGACAAGCACAACACCACGGACGCCGUGCUCAUCCUGGACCUCAGCAAAGUGUACCACGUGCGCAGCGUCACCCAGGGCGAUGUCAUACGCGCCGAUGCCAAAGAGAUUCCGCGCAUCUUCCAGCUGCUGUACGCCGGCGAGGGCGCCUCCCACCGCCCCGACGAGCAGAGCCAGCUGGACGUGAGCGUGCUGCACGGCAACAGUAAUGAAGAGCGCCCCGGCACCAUAGUCCACAAGGGUCACGAGUUCGUCCACAUCACCUACCACAUGCCCACGGCCUGCGAGGUGUGCCCGAAGCCGUUGUGGCACAUGUUCAAGCCGCCGGCGGCUUACGAAUGCAAGAGAUGCCGCAACAAGAUCCACAAGGAGCAUGUGGACAAGACGGACCCGCUGGCGCCCUGCAAGCUGAACCACGAUCCGCGCAGCGCCCGGGACAUGCUGCUGCUGGCCGCCACGCCCGAGGAGCAGUCCCUGUGGGUGGCCCGCCUGCUGAAGCGUAUCCAAAAGAGUGGAUACAAGGCCAACUCGUCGAACAACAACAGCACCGACGGCAGCAAGAUAUCGCCCAGCCAAUCGACGCGAUCAUCCUACAAGCCGUACGCUGUUAAUGUGCAACGCUCCGCCACGCUGCCAGCCAACUCGUCGCUGAAAUGAGCUCCACGCCGGGCCAUGACACGCCACGCCACGCCAGCCGAUGCCAGAUUCCAGAUCCUAGAUCCCAGAGUCUCAGCGAGUCUCCUGCAACGCAACAGCAACAGCAACAGCAACUGCAACUCAACUCAAGCAUCUGAAAUUAACGCUCUAAACCAACACAUGCUACAGUAAACUAAAAUAUUUUUUGAGUAAUUUACAUGGAAACCCCAAAACUAAACUCGAACUCAAACUCAAA
This is a messenger RNA of Drosophila bipectinata, 5253 nucleotides long. It is a transcript of the gene Rok, whose product is annotated as Rho kinase. NCBI's taxonomy places the organism in Eukaryota, Metazoa, Arthropoda, Insecta, Diptera, Drosophilidae. The record is from RefSeq and is a predicted model, not a curated record. Gene Ontology annotation, biological process: peptidyl-threonine phosphorylation; embryonic morphogenesis; mitotic cytokinesis. Gene Ontology annotation, cellular component: cytoplasm; cytoskeleton. Gene Ontology annotation, molecular function: ATP binding; small GTPase binding; Rho-dependent protein serine/threonine kinase activity.